Bubalus bubalis (water buffalo) is the source of this 2505-nucleotide messenger RNA. It is a transcript of the gene TBC1D7, whose product is annotated as TBC1 domain family member 7. Gene Ontology annotation, biological process: negative regulation of TOR signaling; activation of GTPase activity. The record is from RefSeq and is a predicted model, not a curated record. Bases 919 to 1800 code for a protein of 293 amino acids. Gene Ontology annotation, molecular function: GTPase activator activity. The transcript has 12 exons. NCBI's taxonomy places the organism in Eukaryota, Metazoa, Chordata, Mammalia, Artiodactyla, Bovidae.
CAUACCCUGAAGUCUUAACUCUCAGGCCCAUCAUAUUGAAUGGAACAGGCUGACCUCCAAGUCCCUUUUGAUCUUGAAGCUGGAUUGUUCUGUGCAAUUAUUUUCAUUGUUUUAGUAAGAACAAUUAACCACCAGAGGGCAGUCAGGUUACAAGGCAGUAAGGGGUGAGGCUGGCAAGGGAUCCAUUUAAACGAAGUGCACCUGUGACUUUUAAAAUUCUUCUUCCAAUCCCACAAAAUCUUACUGCGUUGCUUGUGAAGAUUAAGAUCAGUGCAGCAGAAGAAAGGAAGAGUGGAGAGGUUUACAGGAACAUCGAGACCUGACCUGCUUGGACAACUGCAGGAACAAAGGAUCCUACACUAAGAAGUUUUCCACAACGAGCCGCGUCCCUCCCUCACCUUCCCUCUAAAAGCGCUUUUUAAGGAACUUGGAGUCAGCUGUGUCUACUUCAAGCUGAGGUGGUUAAGAUUGGAUGGGACCACCGACCCUCCAACUGGGAAUGUCCCCUAGGCACCCCAAGCCUCUUGCUUUCAGGGAAGCAGUUUGAGACUGGUGCUCCCUCUCCCAGCUGCACACCUUGGUGUCUCAGCGUUUGGCUUGCUGAGUAUUGAGCAAAACAAACCUGGCUCAGUAACAGUUCCUCUCAAACCCAAACAGUUAAAAAACCCACUCAGCGGGUGCUGCUUACAGGGGUGUCCCGUAAACCAGUGCUGGACUGUGACAAGAUACAGGGAAGAAGGAAGUGACAACAAGGCAGGGGUCUGCCGCUGCAGACACAUUAAGGGGCACCAUCCUGGGGCUCUGCGAUCACCUCCAGCGCAGGGUUGGAAAGAAGCAUCCCCGGCACGCACCGACUGGCACAGCGGGAGGAAGGCUCACUUUUUUUUACUCCCUAUUCUGUCUCUCCAAGAAUGAAACAUGACUGAGGACUCCCAGAGAAACUUUCGUUCAGUAUAUUAUGAAAAAGUGGGUUUUCGUGGAGUUGAAGAGAAGAAAUCAUUAGAAAUUCUCCUAAAAGAUGACCGUCUAGAUAUCGAGAAACUUUGUACUUUCAGUCAGAGGUUCCCUCUCCCAUCCAUGUACCGUGCGUUGGUCUGGAAGGUGUUACUCGGAAUCUUGCCUCCACACCAUGAGUCCCACGCCCAGGUGAUGAUGUAUCGCAAGGAGCAGUACUCUGAUGUCCUUCACGCCUUGAAAGUCAUCCGCUUCAUCAGUGAUGCCACCCCUCAGAUUGAAGUCUAUCUCUACAUGCACCGGUUAGAGUCUGGGAAGUUGCCUCGAAGUCCCUCGUUUCCACUGGAGCCAGAAGAUGAAGUAUUUCUUGCCAUUGCGAAGGCCAUGGAAGAGAUGGUGGAAGAUAGUGUCGACUGUUACUGGAUCACGCGAUGCUUCGUGAACCAGCUGAAUAGCAAGUACCGGGACACUCUGCCCCAGCUGCCAAAGGCUUUUGAACAAUACUUGAAUUUGGAAGAUAGCCGACUGCUGAGUCACCUGAAGGCCUGCUGUGCGGUGUCCACACUUCCCUACGAGUUGUGGUUCAAGAAGUGUUUUGCCGGGUGCUUGCCCGAGUCCAGCUUACAGAGGAUUUGGGAUAAAGUUGUAAGUGGAUCCUGUAAGAUACUAGUUUUUGUAGCUGUGGAAAUUCUUUUAACCUUUAAAAUAAAAGUAAUGGCGCUGAACAGUGCAGAGAAGAUAACGAAGUUUCUGGAAAACAUCCCCCAGGACAGCUCGGACGCGAUCGUGAGCAAGGCCAUCGACUUAUGGCACAAACACUGUGGGACCCCGGUCCACUCUGCCUGAACAUUCCCGACGUUGUGGACAGCAGCCAGGCCUGCUCAGCGCCUUUUUUUCCCCCCUUGGGACGUGACCUACUGAAUUGAUAAUGGGGUUCUUGCUUUGGUGCUCGAAGUGUAAUUGUUUUUCCAGUAAAAUUGCUUAAGAUAAUGUCACUGUGGAGUCACUGUGUUGUGGAAUGGCAUCUUCUGGUUACACAGAAAUACAGGGCUCAACUCUGAAUCGCAUUUAGAAAAACGUUUAUGGAGGUGUAGUCAACUUACAAUGUUGUGCUCAUUUCUGCCUUAUAGCAAAGUGAUUCGGUUGUAUAUACAUAUGUAUCCUUUCUCGUAAUCUUUUCCUUUAUGAUUUAUCACACGAUAUUGAAGAUAGUGCUACGCAAUAGGACCUUGUUCUGGAUAGUAGUUUAAAAGGGUUGUUGGAAAUAGCUCCCAGCUUGGAAAGCAGUUGAGUCAGGGUGGGUGGGUGCGCCAGUGAGCUGUGUGUAACCAGGCCUGAACCCUGCAGCGCUUUAAUUAGUACCAAGCUAGUUACUUGCUAAGGUCCAUUUCUAGAACAAAGAACAACUUCCUUUUGUUGAUGACUUUUGUUGUUGAUGCAGUACCUGUCGAAAUCUAAGCUGACUUUCUAAAUCUUUUGAAAUCUAAAUCCACUUUCUGAUACUUUUGCUAGAUUGGUUUAAAUAAAGGCCUUAUUAUGUUUUUUCCCCUC